Penicillium diatomitis is the source of this 4890-nucleotide messenger RNA. Its product is annotated as Fatty acid synthase subunit alpha. Bases 1 to 4890 code for a protein of 1629 amino acids. Gene Ontology annotation, cellular component: fatty acid synthase complex. Lineage: Eukaryota; Fungi; Ascomycota; Eurotiomycetes; Eurotiales; Aspergillaceae. The record is from RefSeq and is a predicted model, not a curated record. The transcript is spliced from 5 exons. Gene Ontology annotation, biological process: long-chain fatty acid biosynthetic process. Gene Ontology annotation, molecular function: 3-oxoacyl-[acyl-carrier-protein] synthase activity; holo-[acyl-carrier-protein] synthase activity; 3-oxoacyl-[acyl-carrier-protein] reductase (NADPH) activity.
AUGCAGCCCCAGAUCGAGCAGCAGCUAGCAUAUCUGCUCCUGGUCGAGUUGUUGGCACAUCAAUUCGCAUCGCCGGUCCAAUGGAUCAAAACACAAGACAUCCUUCUCAAAGACUUCAAUGUCGAGAGAUUCAUUGAGAUUGGCCCAGCCGACACCCUCACAGGAAUGCUGAAGAAGACAGUGUCUCUUCACUUCAAGUCUCAUGAUGCGGCUCGUCAUAUGACGCGGCGAUUCCUAUCGUACGCGCAAAAUGCACAAGAAAUCCACUAUCUGCUUUCAUCGGCACCAACGACUCCCAGUGAGACCCACAGAAGUCAAAAAAGCACAAGCCCUGUGGUAUCAACGAAGCCCGCGGCUGGACCGGCUUCAAUCACACAGGCAACUGCAAGCGUGGUUGCACCAGAAGCCGCAGCGACAGUGAGGGUCUCAGCGCAAGUGACCAAUGUCGCCCCAAUCUCAGAUGCACCGACCCCCGCUGGCGAAAUUCUUCUAGCCAUUGUCGGCAGCAAGUUACGAAAGCAUCACAGCGAAGUCCCAGCACAGCAGAGUAUCAAGGCUUUGGCGAGUGGUCGAUCAACGAUGGAGAAUGAGAUCGUUGGUGACCUUGAUGCGGAAUUCGGUAGUCUCCCAGAGAAGCCUGAGGAUAUUGCUCUCGAGCAACUGGGGGGCAUGCUGGAAUCGGCACCGUCAUUCUCUGGCCAGCUGCGAAAAGUAUCGAAUGGCUUGAUCUCAAAAUUCUUUGCCCAAAAGCUGCCAGCAGGAUUCGCGAGUGGAGAGGUUCGCAACUAUAUUCAGACUCGAUGGGGUCUUGGCGAAGGCCGUCAGAAUGCUGUUCUUCUUAGAGCAAGCACCACGCAAAGCUCGUCGCGACUCGGGGGAACAAAGGAGGCGGAGGCGUUCUUCGAUGAAGUUGUCCAGCAGUACACGAAAGAUAACGGAAUCGAUCUUUCGGCUGCUUCUCAAGGUGCGACAACCGCAGUCGCCGUUGCGUCACCGUUCGAUAGCGCGGCAUUGGGAGCAGUCGUCAAAGAUCAGGAUGAUUUGAAGAGAUCCUUGAUGGAACUUUACGCACGGCUAUUGGGCAAGAAUCUACGUCAAGAUGCCCAGGAAGCAUUGAAAGCGCACCUGGCAACUGCUGAACUUCAAAGCCAACUCGACGACAUCACCGCCGAGGUGGGCGACUUCUUCCUAGCAGGAAUCCGCCCCCUCUGGUCAGCAGCGAAAGUUCGACGUUUCCAUUCAAGCUGGAAUUGGGUUUUGCAAGAUGCCCUUGACCUCUUCCAUCGCGUAUUGCGCAAUGACCUCCCCGACGCCAACCUCGCAAAGUAUGGCAACGCCGUCGCAAACAGAUCCAGUCCUCGUCUUCUCAGCAUGAUGAAAUAUCUGGCGAACAGUGAAUCCCUGAUCUGGGGACCCCGCGUGUCCGAAGCCAAGGCCGCCAUGCACCGCCUCUUGGUCCGGUGCGAGACAGCCCGCGAGCCCAUCUUCGAGCCCUUGGCUGCCAACUUCGAUGCCUUCAUCAACGGGCCCAGUACAGAGGUGGACGACGAUGGAAACAUCAAAUACUCCGAGGUUCCUCGCGGAGAUACACCUACCAUUGCACCGAUCAAAAUUGCAACUCGCGCCCAGGCCUCCUGGAAGAUCGAUCAACCGCUGACCACAAUGUACAAAGAUCAGGUUCAGUCGUCGUGGACGGAGGGCGUUACCUUCCGGAACAAGUAUGUCUUGAUGACAGGCGUCAGCCCCGGAUCGAUCAAUGCCGACGUCCUGAAGGGUCUGCUGAGUGGUGGCGCAAAGGUUGUCGUCACGACCAGUAGCUACUCCUCGGCCACUUCACGCUUCUAUCAGAAUCUUUAUGUCGAGUGCGGAGCGCGGGGGUCUGAAUUGAUCGUUGCACCGUUCAACCAAGGCAGCCAACAAGAUUUGGAUGGUCUUGUGGAAUUCGUAUUCUCUGACGCUGGACUUGGAUGGGAUCUAGACCACGUCAUCCCUUUCGCCGCGAUCUCGGAAGUAGGCCGUGAGAUCGAUGGCAUCGACUCCCGGUCAGAGCUUGCUCAUCGCAUCAUGCUCACUAACACCUUGCGUCUGCUGGGUGCAAUCAAAAAGAAGAAGCAGGCUCGUGGAUACCGCACUCGUCCUACUCAAGUCAUUCUUCCUCUUUCUCCCAAUCAUGGCGCAUUCGGUAAUGACGGCUUAUACGGCGAGUCAAAGGUUGCUCUUGAGACUCUGUUCGACAAGUGGCAUUCCGAAAGUUGGUCUGCAUAUCUUUCGAUCUGCGGUGCGGUCAUUGGCUGGACUCGCGGCACUGGUCUCAUGGCGGAUAAUAAUAUCGUCGCUGCGGGCAUCGAAUGUCAUGGGGUGCAGACAUUUUCAACAACCGAGAUGGCAGCGUACAUCCUCGUAUUGCUCACGCGGAAGUUCGCCAGUCAAUGCAACAUUCGACCUUUGUAUGCUGAUUUGACUGGAGGACUCAAUACUAUGGACCAUCUCAAAGCCACUUUGGAUCAAAUCCGACGGGAUAUACUAGAUCAGAGCACCCUGCGUCGGAACCUCGCCAAGGAGAGAGAGGCCGAGGAGAAGCUGGGGGUUUUGGGACAGUCUGCCAAGAAGGAUGAGACAGCUGGACCACCCCUCGCAAAUAUCCACUUCACUUUCCCCAAGCUCCCGAAUGAAGACGCCGAGAUUAAGCCGUUGAGAGAGACACUGCUUGGGAUGGCGAACCUGGACCGUGUUGUUGUCGUGACUGGCUUCUCUGAGGUUGGACCAUUUGGUAACGCCCGGACUCGAUGGCAAAUGGAGGCUACCGGCCGUCUCUCCUUGGAAGGAUGCGUGGAGAUGGCUUGGAUGAUGGGUCUUAUCAAGCACCACAACGGCCUGUUGGACGGUAAGCACUACACUGGCUGGAUCGACACCAAGACCCAGAAACCUGUGCAAGACCUCGAUGUCAAGGCUCGUUAUGAGGAACAUAUCCUCGCGCAUACCGGUAUCCGCUUGAUCGACACAAGCCUCGAUUCCCACGAGCCCAGCAAGCGACCUCUUUUGCAAGAGAUUGUGCUAGAGGAGGACUUGCCGCGCUUCGAAGUCUCGCAUGAAGUGGCGCAGCAACUUCUUCACGAGCAUGGAGAAACUCGCGUUGACUUCUUGCCGCAAGGCGAUCGAUGCGUGGUGAGCCUUAAAAGGGGUGCUGUUUUGAUGGUCCCUAAGGCUUUGAACUAUGGACAUGCAGUGGCAGGGUUGGUCCCAACAGGAUGGGAUGCACGCACAUACGGCAUUCCUGACGACAUUGUCAGCCAAGUCGACCGAGGAACUUUGUUCACUCUAGUGAGCACGAUUGAAGCCUUGAUUGCCUCUGGUAUCACCGACCCGUACGAACUAUAUCAGUAUAUCCAUGUCUCCGAAUUCGGAAACUGUAUUGGAUCUGGCGUCGGCGGUAUGCAGUCGUUGAAGAUGAUGUUCCAAGAUCGAUACCUGGACAAAGAAGUUCAGAAGGAUAUCCUUCAGGAAACAUUCAUCAAUACGACCGCCGCUUGGGUCAACAUGCUGCUGCUCUCCUCAUCUGGCCCCAUUCGCACGGCAGUUGGUGCCUGCGCGACCUCAGUCGAAUCCUUGGAAACAGGAUACGAGACCAUUGCCACCGGCCGCGCUAAGAUCUGUCUCGUGGGAGGGUAUGAUGAUAUGACGCAGACUAUUGCCGAAGAAUUUGCAAACAUGAAAGCCACCACUGAUGCCGCUGGGGAAGCCAAGAAAGGCCGACUCCCCCACGAGAUGUCCCGCCCUUCGGCGGAGAGCCGCAGUGGGUUUGUCGAAGCGCAAGGAAGCGGCAUUCAAGUGAUCGCGUCGGCGCAGUUGGCGCUAGACCUUGGAUUGCCGAUUCAGGGCAUUGUCGCUUGGGUAGGUACCGCCAGUGACAAGAUCGGCCGGUCGGUGCCGGCCCCUGGUCAGGGCAUUUUGACCAAUGCUCGCGAGCAGCCGGGCGGUCGAUUCCCCUCACCCCUUCUCGACGUGCGAUACCGCAAACGUCGUCUGGCGGCUCGCUUUGCUCAGAUCCAAGAGUCGAUUGACCUGGAGGUUCAGAGUAUGAGCACAGAGCUCAGCGAUGAGGCUGGCGCCAUCCCCGAUACUCACCGAGAGGAAUACGAGCAUCAUCUGAGCUUCGUUCGUCAAGAAGCUGAACGCCAACGCAAAGAGGCCUUAAAUCUGUUUGGCAAUGACUUCUGGAAGAAUCAGGACUCAAUCUCGCCUAUUCGAGGCGCUCUCGCGGUCUUUGGCCUCAACGUGGAUGAUCUGGACUUUGUCACCUUGCAUGGCACCAGCACCGUCAUGAACGACAAGAAUGAACCUGCGGUUCUCGAAUCGCAGAUGAGACAUCUCGGUCGGACACCGGGCAAUCCCCUGUUUGCUAUCUCGCAAAAGUACCUAACAGGCCAUCCCAAGGGUGCUGCCGGUGCGUGGAUGCUCAACGGGGGUCUGCAGGUGCUGGACAGUGGCCUGAUCCCUGGGAACCGUAACCUCGACAGUGUGGACGAUCAACUCGAGAAGAAUGAGUACAUUGUUUAUCCCAACCACAGCAUUCAGACCGGGGGUCUCAAAGCGUUCUCUCUGACAUCCUUUGGGUUUGGCCAGAAGGGAGCCCAGGCAAUUGUGGUGCACCCGCGAUAUCUGUAUGCCAUGGUGGAGGCGCAGGAGUAUGAAAGGUACCGCGCUCGGCGGCUGACGCGGUACCGGAAAGCGUUCCGCUUCUUCCACCGCGGGCUCAUGACCAACGCAAUGUUUGUGCCCAAGACGGAGGCGCCGUAUUCGCCCGCCCAGCAGAAUGCGGUUCUGCUGAAUCCCACCGCCCGCGCAGCCGCCUCGACGGGCUCCGCGAUUCAGUAUGCGUUUGGUUCGUAA